CUCUCGCUUCCUUUGACAAGUGACGAGGAAUUCAAUGAAGAAGGCUUUCUCGAGUUUCAAGCGCCGGGUCUCCAGAGCUAUGAGGUCGUCUCCUUCGACGCAGAGAGCCAACUCUGAAACAAUGUCGCACGAUUCUCAGGAUGAAAUCCAAGUUUCCUUGACCAACUACAACGAGACCGUUGUCGAGAUUCUGCUGAAAUGCCCGGAGAUGGAUCUUUCCAGGGACACUGAACUGUAUACUUUCCUCGUCGACCACUUCAACGUGCACGCGCAAGUCGCAGGGCUGCGGAAAUCUGUGGACGAGGCUUUAGAAAAGGUUCACCAAUUCCAGGGUCGGGUCGAGCAAGCGUUGCGUCAUUUCACGGAAGAGGAAAGAAUUUUCGGAGAAGACGCCAGUUUCAGGAGGACGCGCGAAGACUUGAAGAGCGUCGUGGAAUAUUCCCAUACAGAAUUGAUCGACCCAGUUUUCAUGGAGCAGUUGCAAAGCUGUCCGGGCAAGCUUGCAGCGAUGUCCCGUAAGUUGGAUGCCGUGUUGAAGAAGAUCGAAAAUCACAUCAGAUGGAAGAGGCUUGGAAACUCCGUACUCCGCAAAUCGGAGCACAUAGUGUGGCUGGUCGAAAUACCGUCGGCGAUAUUCUUAGGGCCCAUUGGUGCCCCCGUUGCCGCUGGACUCCAUGUGGGGAUCGGUUCUGCGGUUACUACACUAUCACCAUUGCUGGACCAUUCGAUAGAUGUUCUGAAGCGGAUAAAGGAAGAGGUGGAAUCGCUGAAGAACGCGAUCACGAUAGAACAGACACAAUUGGAGGAUAUGAUAGGAUUGGUAAAUGCAUGGACGAAUCUCUACAAAUCAAUAGCGGAAACCGCCGAGAUGGCGGUGGAGAGGAAAUCGCGAAUGCGCGCGGCCAUGAAGGACAUCGAUGACUGGAACUUGUCGCUGACGGACGUGGAAUUUGAUCUAUGCAUUGAGAUUGAAGACCGCGACACAAAGCUCCGGUCUGUUUUUGCCGAUUCUCCCGACAAGAUCGUAGAGUCACUGAGGAACGACAAGAAAUGCAUGUCAAAGCUCUUUCGCCGAGCCAAACCGAAGCUUUCCCGUUGAGAAACUUUGUCUCCGUUGGUUCCUAGCUUUGACUAAGGUUGACUAUCUACCGUAGUAUUCCAUUUAUA
Molecule: messenger RNA, 1167 nt
Organism: Tarenaya hassleriana
Lineage: Eukaryota; Viridiplantae; Streptophyta; Magnoliopsida; Brassicales; Cleomaceae
Exons: 2
Coding region: 35-1099 (354 amino acids)
Source: RefSeq, a predicted model, not a curated record